UUACUUGAGCCCUUAAAGCAUGAUGGCAUUCGCAAGCAAAUUGCUGGUUUUCGUGGCGUUUUCUUUAGCCGUUCACAACACCGUUGCGUUGAAGCAGAAGGCGACGCGGAUCCAAUUUUACAUGCAUGACAUCGUGGGAGGACCCCAGCCAACCGCGGUUCGUGUCGCCGGACGCUCCAACUUCACAGGUCAAGACUCGAUUGCGGCCAUGUUUGGGUCCAUUUCUGUGAUGGAUAACCCACUGACGGCCACCCCGAGCAUGAACUCGACAUUAGUUGGUCGUGCUCAAGGGAUUUACGCAAUGUCGUCGCAAGAAAAAGAGCUCAGUCUUCUCAUGACCCUUACUUAUGCUUUCACAACCGGGCCUUACAACGGUAGCACUUUCAGCGUUGUGGGUCGGAACCCCGUGAUGAAAGAAGUGAGAGAAAUGCCGGUCGUAGGAGGCACCGGAAAGUUCAGGCUGGCUUGUGGGUAUUGCCUUGCUAGGACCUACUCGAUGACACAAAUGGAAGCCGUCAUUGGAUACAAUGUUACUUUACUACACUAUUAGCAUUAGCCGUAUUGAUUCUAAUUUCACUCUGCUAUAGAUUUUCAUACACUCGUUGUGAUGGUGCGUUUUUUUAUUCGGAUCUCCUUUAAGAGAGAUGGAUGCUCAAUAAUAAUCUAUCUUUAAAAUA
Gossypium arboreum is the source of this 677-nucleotide messenger RNA. RefSeq names its product dirigent protein 22-like. NCBI's taxonomy places the organism in Eukaryota, Viridiplantae, Streptophyta, Magnoliopsida, Malvales, Malvaceae. The coding region runs from base 20 to 550 and encodes 176 amino acids. The transcript has a single exon. The record is from RefSeq and is a predicted model, not a curated record.